Messenger RNA from Marmota monax (woodchuck), 2770 nucleotides. It is a transcript of the gene Ubap1l, whose product is annotated as ubiquitin associated protein 1 like. The record is from RefSeq and is a predicted model, not a curated record. Lineage: Eukaryota; Metazoa; Chordata; Mammalia; Rodentia; Sciuridae. Gene Ontology annotation, biological process: ubiquitin-dependent protein catabolic process via the multivesicular body sorting pathway. Gene Ontology annotation, molecular function: ubiquitin binding. Gene Ontology annotation, cellular component: ESCRT I complex. The transcript is spliced from 6 exons. Bases 1368 to 2510 code for a protein of 380 amino acids.
UAAUUAGACUUUAAACAUUUUAUAAAAGCUUUCUUAUAAAAGUGAUGUUUCAGCUGAACUCUGAAAAAUGAACAGCUUUUAAUUAGUUGUAGAGAAGAGACAGAGAAGAACACGGCAAGUAUUUGGAAUAGAAUAUGCAAAGGUCCUGUGGUGAGUCAAGAGACAAUUGGAAAUUGAAGGCUAUGAUGGCUGCAGUAAGAUGGGAAAAGAGGGAUCAGGGGCUAGAAGUUGCAAGGCUUCUGAAGGAGUUUUUAUUCUGAAAGCACCUGGAAAUUAUUGAAAGCUUUCAAGCAAGUUAGUGGCUUAGUUUUUGUUUUGAAAUGAUCCUUCUUGCUUCAGCAUGUGGAACAAAACCGCAGUAAUACAGCAUGAGAGGAUACAUGGGGAACAGUUGUCUAAGUGAAAGAACAGGGGCUGGGGUUCUUAUGGUAGCAGUGCAGGAAGCAUGAAAUGGCUACACUCCAGAUUUAAAAGAGAGAACUUGUCACAGGAUUUGGCAUGGGUAGGAAAGGAGAGGAACAUCAGGAAUAGAUCCUCAUUGCCUGGAUCAAAGCUACCAUACCCUGGAGUGGGGGAUGGUCACUUUGGGGGAGGGGAAAGUCAAUAGUUCACUUUGCAUAAGUUGAGUUUGAGGGACUCUUGAGACAUCUUGGGAGAGAUGUCUUGUAGCUGGUUGUGUUUAUGAGUUUGAUCUCAGAAGAGACCUGGAGAAUUUGUGAAUCAUUCGUUGGUAAUUAAAGCUAUGAGCAAGUGAAGUCACUUAAAAGAGUAUAGUAGAGAACUUUAAAACUGCUGUCAUGACUAGACAACUCACCACUCUCCACCCAGGCCCAUGCUCAGCUCUGCCAAAUGGGCACUGGCACAUGGACUGGGAUAUGAGAAAUCCUGGAUUGUAUAGUUUGUUGAAGCGUGCACAGCCUGGCUUUCCUAAUGUCUCCACUCCCAUUCCCCCACCCCCAGGCCUCUUCAGGGCUUUCUCUGUCACCUACUGAAUGGAGCCGGAACUCAACCUAAAGUUCAAAGUCCUCCCCAGGCAGACCAAAUCUAUCCCUUCAAUCUUGGUGCAGACUGCUUCCAGCACAAACUAUCUACUUGAAUCAAACAACUUGUCACCCACUCCCUCUGCCCUGCAGCUUCCUGUCUCUGCUCCCUGGCUCAAGCUGUUCCCUGGAAUCUCACUCUCCAUCUCUCUCCUAAUCACAGGCUGUUCUCCAACCUUCUGGGGUCCAGAUCAAAGCCGGUUGCUUUCCUAAAGCUUCCCAAGCCCCAUAAGGACUAGAACACUCCCCUUCCAGAGGCACUCCCUUGUGCGGGGUCCUGGCAGCCUGCCGAACAUUGCUGAGCCAUCUCCACACUCCUCUGACAGAAUGAGUGCCCUCGAUGGUGUCCCCUUCAAGGUACCCAAGGGUUUUGUGAUCAGCACAGAGCCUCUCCCUGCACCAGAGUUCAGUAUCCCUGCCUGCAGGGAGCUUCUGCUGGGUUCUGUGCAUGACUUCAGCCUGGAAAGGAACACUCUUUUCUGGGUGGAGGCUGCCAUCCGAGGACCCUGCUCGUACCAGUGCAAUGAUCUGAGGACUGUGUCAGCCCCUCCGGCCUGGCUCUUGCUGGUCAGUCCCGAAAGUGGGCUGGCAUUUGCGCCUGGCACAGCCAGAGACGAAGAGGAUGGACCCCAGGAGCCGCUCGAGGAAGAGGAGAACGAGGAAGAAAGCUUCUCUGCCAGCGAGGAAGAGCUGGACUCCAGCAGCCCGCAGCCCGGUUCUCUAGGGCGCCCUGGCUCCAGCCAUGGCCUGCGCUCCCUGGAUGUGCUGCGCAGCGUGAGGUCCGAGCUGGCUGGGGCGCGGCGGCGGCUCUCUGAGAGCAGGUUGGCUGCCUGUCCCCGCGCGCUCCUGCACCGCUUUCGCGGUCACCGGGCGCUGAGCCUGUGCCCCUCACCGCCACCCGGGCCUGCACCCCAGCUCCCCAACGUCCCUGCACCCCAGCCCCCCAACGCCCCCGCGCUGCCCCCACGGCCCUCGACAGCUGGCUCCAUGCCCCCACUGCGGAGCCACAAGCCCACUGUUGCGUCUCUCAGUCCGUACACCUGCCUGCCACCCCUGAGGGGAACACCCCAGCCUCUCAACUCCCAUAGAUCGCACCCUGAUUCUACAGCUGACCUGCUGUCUGCACUGAGCCAGGAGGAGCAGGACCUCAUAGGGCCAGUGAUUGCCCUGGGAUAUCCCCUGGGAAGGGCCAUUGAGGCUCUACAGAAGACAGGGAGACAGAGCCUGAGCCAGUUUCUCAGCUACCUCGGUGCCCAUGAAAGGCUUCUGCAGCAGGGCUACGAGGAGGCCCUGGUGGACGAGGCCAUGGAGAUGUUCCAGUUCUCUGAGAGCCAGGCCGGGGAAUUCCUACGCCUCUGGGAGCAGUUCAGCGACAUGGGCUUCCAGCCACACCGGAUCAAGGAGGUGCUGCUUGUCCAUGGCAACCAUCACGAUCAAGCCCUAGAGGAGCUGGUGGCCUGUGCCCAGUGACCGCUGAGGCAUUCUGCAAGGCCUGGGCAACCCCGUCCAGCCUGUUACGAAAACCUAACAAGACUAAGGAAGCCGUGCAUUCUCAUUGUGUAAACAAUGCCAAGGGUGGGAGUUGAAAGCAUUGCCCCCUUGCCUCCUGGAAGGGGCAGAGGGGAGAGGGUGGGCAAGGAAUCAUGUUUUUCAUAUUUGUAUUUGACUCUUCAAACUAUGUGCAUUAAUCACUUUGACUUUGAGAAAAUUAAAACAAAUAAAUCAUGGCA